CUCCAACCACCCCAAACCAAACUCACCAUGGCUCGAACUCAUUUCCAAACCAUCAUCUUCAUCACCUUCUUCCUCAUCUUCACCAUCGUUGCCACUGCAAAACCCGAUUUCAAGUUCAGGAAAGAGAAGAUCAGCCACCUACAAUUCUACUUCCACGACGUCAUCGACGGUCCCAACCGCACAGCAGUCCAAGUAGCUGCUGCGCCAUCAACAAACACCUCAGUUACAGGGUUCGGCGCAGUGACCAUGUUCGACAACCCUCUAACGAAAGGCCCUAAUCCAAUGUCGAAGAUGGUGGGAAGAGCUCAAGGAAUGUAUGCGGUCGCAUCGCAGCAAGAGCUUGGAUUGCUAAUGAAUAUGAACUUUGUAUUUGCAGAAGGGAAGUAUAAGGGGAGUACGCUUAGCGUGCUCGGGAGGAACGCUGUACUCGCAAAGGAGAGAGAGAUGCCUGUGGUUGGAGGGAGUGGUUUGUUUCGAUUUGCCAGAGGCUACGCUCUGGCUAAAACGUAUAGUCUUGACCCUAUUAGAGCGAUUGUAGAGUAUGAUGUCUUUGUUAUGCAUUACUGAUUUUGGUUUGUUCUUUUGUUUUAUUAUUUUUAUUUUUUAUUUUAUUUUGUGGACCCUUUGUUAUAUCAAUUUGGGCCUAGAUAUUUGUUUGAUUUAGUAAUCAAAAUAGAGUUUAAUGGCCCAUAGAGUUUAAUUUGUGUCCCCACUUUUGGGAAAAUAAUAAAUAAAAAUUAUAUGCAAUGGUUGCAUGAUAACUUGAUAUU
Magnolia sinica is the source of this 770-nucleotide messenger RNA. Its product is annotated as dirigent protein 22-like. Bases 28 to 567 code for a protein of 179 amino acids. The transcript has a single exon. Lineage: Eukaryota; Viridiplantae; Streptophyta; Magnoliopsida; Magnoliales; Magnoliaceae. The record is from RefSeq and is a predicted model, not a curated record.